Molecule: messenger RNA, 1532 nt
Organism: Nylanderia fulva
Lineage: Eukaryota; Metazoa; Arthropoda; Insecta; Hymenoptera; Formicidae
Gene: mTerf3
Product: mitochondrial transcription termination factor 3
Biological process (GO): regulation of DNA-templated transcription; mitochondrial transcription; mitochondrial ribosome assembly
Cellular component (GO): mitochondrion
Molecular function (GO): double-stranded DNA binding
Source: RefSeq, a predicted model, not a curated record
CAGAUUAAUCUGUGCUUCUACCAACUUCUACAACAUAACGUGGUUAUAAAAGAAGUGUAUAUAGGUAUUAUAUCUGAAAAUAAACUGAGAAUAUAUUUACACAUAUAAAAACUGUUUUAUUUAAUUACAACAAUUAUAAAUAUUGGAUAUGCCGGUUCAACGAUGCUGCUAUUCGCUCAUGUCACGACCAGCCACGAUAAAUUUAAUCAGACGAUUUAUCUCGAAAAGUAAUGGGUUCAAUCAAAGACGUUUGCCGAGGGAACGCAAUAAAAGUGGAACCAAUGUCGAGAUGUUCAGCUCCACUAUUUUAUCGGAAUAUACCGAAGCCAAUAAUUAUAGAGAUACUUUACAAUCUAAACAUAAUCUAAAAAACGAAAACAUAACUUCGUCCUGUCACGUUCCACAAAUUAUCAGCAAUUUGCCUAGUCAGGACUCCCUCGAUGAUCGUGAUAUAACGUUACCGCAUCCUCUGGAAACAUCCACCGAGGAUUUGUCGGACAUUGGUCCGUACCUUACUCCGACCUUCACCUUCGCGAAAUAUGCGAACAAAUCUCGUACGGUUCAGGAGCUGGUAAAGCUCGGGGUGAAUCUAUAUAAAAUCGAAUCGAUGAACGGAAUGGUGGAGUACAUUCUUAAGCUCGAUUUCGAGCGAGAUGUAAAACCGUACAUAAGAUUCCUGCACGAUUGCGGCGUGCCUGCUAAUACUCUGGGCGAUUUCCUCACAAAGAAUCCUUACAUCUUCAAGGUAGACAUGGAUGACCUUCGCACAAGAAUAAGAUAUCUGAGGGCUCAUGAGUUUAACAUAAACAUGAUACAGACUAUAAUUUGUAAACAUCCCAAUUGGUUGAUGUACAAUACCAAAGUGAUAGACGGCAGACUUGGCUAUUUCCAAAGCAAUUUCAAACUUAGCGGUAAUGAAGUGAGAACUCUAACAGUCAAAGCACCUAAAGUAGUAACGUAUAGCAUACUACACUUAAUGGCGAACACAUUGACUAUUAAAGAAGAUAUGGAUUUCAAUCAGAAACAAAGGAAACAGUUACUUCUUACGCUGCCUAAAAUAUGGGUGAAAAAUCGUGAAAGAUUGUUUGCUGUAUUUGAGUAUGUUCAUAAUGAAAUGCAAUUGCAACGUGAUUUUAUUGUGAGAAUGCCACAGAUUUUACUUUGUAGAAAAAAUAGACUCCGACAGAGGCAUUUAUUCUUGAUAGAAAUGAAAAAGGCACAGUAUGAUCCUUCUAAACCAAUGUAUGUUUCACCACGAGCCUUAGUUAGCGGUACAGACGCAGAGUUUUGCAUAAAUAUCGCAAAGACAUCUGUCAAUGCUUACAAUGCGUUUCUGAAAACAUUUUGAUCUAAAAAACACUGAUCGAGUAAUGUCUUGAUAUAAAUAUAUAAAUAAAUAUAUAUAUUGAUAUUAAAUGUAUAUUUACACAUUCUCUAUUUCUAGCAAUUCACAACACUGUUUGAUUUUCUUUCAUAUUAUUUAAAGGAUCCUUUAAUUCUCUUUAAUUGGUGAUAAUAAAGAAUCUAAUCAG